UUUUUUUUUGUGCAUACGGAAUUUUUUACGUGAUUUUUAAUUAUCUCGAAUUAUUUCGUCUUUACUUGAUUUCUAAAAUAAUGCAAUCUUUCAGCGAAUCCCCUUCUCUUUAUGACCUCUAUUUAGCUGAAGAAGAUUUGUCAGAUUUCGAUACUGAUUUACCACCACAAGAUAGGAGACGUCGUGUCGCUGAUUGUGGCUUUCCUAAUCUUGCAAUUGUUAAACGUUCACUUGUUAGGAGACGUUCUUCACAACAGAGCCGAAAACUAGUUGUUCGAAUUUAUUUAGUAGACGGGCGUUGUUAUACUAUGGACGAAGUUGAAGGCAUUUCUCUACGUCAAGUUUUUGAAUAUGCCUUAAGUAGAAAAAACGAAGACGAGCAGUCAAAUUCAACUGAAGCUAAUCAACUGCAUGAAUUUUUUCGUGAUGUUGAAUAUCAACUCGAACCAAUCGAUUAUCCUGGUGUUGCUCUCGAACUAGAUCAAUCAGUUUCUUCUGCUGGCACUUUAGACUUUUUGCUUAUUAGAAAGAAUAGUUCUCGUGGAGAUUUUGACAUUUCUUUGGCAACUCGAAAGCCUUCGGAUUUAUUGCCUUUAUUGCACAAACAAAGCAAGUCAAUGGAUUUUUCUAGGAUGUUAGGUGUAGAUGAUAUGCAAAAUAUAUCCGUGAAAGAAGAUUCAAAAAUAUUUUCAACUUCAAUCAACGAAUUGGGCCUUCAAAAUCCAUUACAAACAUUUCCAUUAGAAACAUCUUUUUCUACUUGCCAAAAUUCUUCACCAGAUGAUUUAAUUGCCAAUCAAUUGACAAAUAUACUUUCUGGAGGUCCUAUAUUAAAUGAAUAUUCUGUCAACAAAAUUAAUCGGUUUAAACCAAAAACGCUUUUGAAAUUAGUUAUUCGUGAAAACUGUUUGGAAUUGAUUCAGAGGGGUAAGUUUCGAAAAGCUGACACUGAUAGAAAAAUUAAGAGGGUACCUUGGAAACUUGUUGCUUCUGUUGAAGUGUCACCAAACUCAGAGAAGCGGGUUAAUGCUCUUCGAUUAGUUCGAAUUACCUUUCUUAGCUGUAUUUCAUCUACACUUAUGCAACAUAUUCUUGAAUCUGAAAAAACAGAAAAACUAACUCAGGGAAAUUUAAUUUAUGAAGGUUCUUGUUGGAAAAUUUUAAUUAUUGAAGCUGCUGCACAUGAAGCGUGGCAAAUUGGUUUGAAGUUAAACGAACAAUUAAAUUUGUGGCCUUCCCAAGUUCAUUUACUUUAUAACUACUCUUUAGCAAGUAAUUUAAAACCAAAAAUUGCUGCAGAAAAAGCAUUUGGUACGGAAAAACAAUUUUCUUCCUCAGCUUCGUCAUUUACAAUUUCAGCUAAAAGUGAUAAAGGAUUAAAGAAGAAAUUGUCUUCAAUACUUUCUAGAAAAAGAUUAUAG
This is a messenger RNA of Meloidogyne enterolobii, 1421 nucleotides long. NCBI's taxonomy places the organism in Eukaryota, Metazoa, Nematoda, Chromadorea, Rhabditida, Meloidogynidae. The record is from the annotation of a GenBank genome assembly.